AUGCCCCAUUGCUGGCUGGGAAUACCGCGCAUCUGUGGGCUCUUUCGACGGCUUCGUCCAAAUCCAGAGGAGUCACCCAGCCCUCCUGGGGAUGCAACGCUGCUGCCCACCUGCAGUGCCAGUGCACCGGGCAUUGAUCACGCGGUGAAGGCGAAUGUGGACUACUCCCGCUUCCAGCGCCUGGUGGAUGCAGAGGAUGCCAAGGAGCAAGCUGAGUGCCUUUCUGUGGCCGUCUGUGGCCGGCGGGGCUGGAACUCUGAGGUUGUCAACGGCAUAUACCGACAGGAUGGUUGGCUCAACGGGCGUCCAAGGCUCCGCAAGCGCGACGGCACGCGAUGGUUGAAGUUCAACGACUCGAAGCAGUGGAUGAUUUCGAGGUUUUCUGAUGGCCGGCCGCUGGGCGAGGCCUUUGCUUCGGACGACUCCCAGGAGCCUGGUGGCAUCCGUGCGCUCUGGCACGUCUGCUCCGAGGCCAAGACCUGGGAGGAGGAUGACCAGAUCUCCCUGACCUCUGGGCAGUGCCAGGGAUGUGGCAAAUCCCUCCUACGAGCUCUGAGAUGUGGCCAAUGCCGGGCUGUCAGCUACUGCAGCAGCAGCUGCCAGAAGGCCGACUGGCGGUACCACAAGAGGCGCUGCUGCCGACGAGCCGUGGCGUCUCCUGCAGCGGGCGAGGAAGGUCGCCUAUGCGAUGCCGGUGGGCCCGAAGGGGUGGUCACUUCACGCGAGAUUCCGACCCCUUGCGCGCCGGCAGCGCCCUCGCCGGCGACAUGCCGGCAAAGAUCCUCUCCGCAGCCGUCAGGAUCCGUUGGUCCGGGUUCCUGGGAGGAGAUUGAUCUCACAGUUUGGGCUCGGCGGCGGUUGGAGAUACUACUGGGAGGGCCCGAGGAGCUCGAGGGCCUUCCCGAGAUGCGGGUGCCCUGCGGGGACGUUGGCGGUCUGGAGGUCGUGGGUGUGAAGGAGGUGGAGGGCCUGGCCUCCGUGUGGCCGAAUCCAGGAGGUCUUCGACGCCAUCUCUUCGACCUCUCCUUUCAGGUGGUUUUCAAGGCGACAUGGCUGGGAGAUUUCGGCCUAGUGUCCAUGGAGGGACUGGUCUUUUGCGAUGACUUUACCAGCAACCUCGUGAGCGAUCCGGAGGCGGCCUGCGGCAUGAUGGUGGACUUUGCCCACAGCGUUGACUCCUUUCUGGAGGUGCCGAGAGUGGCCAUGCAGAAGAGCAUCAGCCUUCGGCAGUCCCGUGACAUCAAGGAAGCCGUCGGUGCCAAUUCUUGGGCUGUGAAUCAAGGAAUUGGCCUCAUGCACCUGGUACACCUGCGGCUCCGACGCCUUGCCUCUGAGAUUGAGGCGAAAUGA
This is a messenger RNA of Symbiodinium sp. CCMP2592, 1350 nucleotides long. The record is from the annotation of a GenBank genome assembly. NCBI's taxonomy places the organism in Eukaryota, Dinophyceae, Suessiales, Symbiodiniaceae.